CGACAAUGAAAAAAUGGCUGCUUCUAAGAAGAUCAAAUGCACGUUUGAGAAUUGCAACGAGUACUUCGAAACCUCAAAAGAGAUGAAGAAACAUAAAAAGUACGCGACGCACCACGAAUAUUGUCACAUUUGUGACAUCGACUUCAAGGACUGGAGCACGGCAACGGCACACAAGAGCCAAAUGAGUGGCAUGGAUAUCUACAGAAAAACGCGAAAACAGUACCAGCGCGAGAAGGACCAGGGCAUUUUCUGGAGUAACCGGGAGAAGUUCGGCAAGGACUAUGGAGAGCUCAAAUUCCACAAGUACUUCUGCAAGUUUUGUGGUGCCGAAAGCCACACUGAGAGCGCCCGCCAACGACAUACUCUGCAAGUGCACCCCAUCGACCAGGGAAUUAAAUGUCCCGGCUGCGAGGAGACAUUCCCACGUGCUGCAGGGCUCGUGUAUCAUCUUGAGGAAGGCCACUGCAAAAAAAUAUCCGCAACUGAAUUCAAGGGAUUUCGCCAGCACAAGACUAUGGUUAACAAACUCUUACAAGACCCAUCGCUUCUCAGUGAGAUUUUAAGCAAGGAUAUGUACAGCUUCAUAGACGCAGCAUGUGACCACGCAAAGGAAGGUGGUGUUAGUCUCCUGGAUAUCAAAGACGACGAUAUAACGUGGGAUGAGGAGGUUCUUCUGCCAGAUGUUCCUGUGAUCAAGCCUUCGAUGCCGUUGGAACAACAGACAUGGCCUGCCCUACAUUCUGCCGUGAGCAAUCUUAGCAUCAAAGAAAACAUCAGUGGUACGACAGAAGUUGGAUCACGUAAGGCAACUGACGGAAGCAUGAAGCUCUUAGCAGCCACGAAAGCCUCUCCCGUUGCCAAUGAGUGGCAGGAGAAGCAGAGGGUCAUCUACAACGAAGGGCGCAGCUCAAACAUCCUCACCUUUCAGUUUUGGAACCCAGCACACCCGGACUAUGACCCCAAUCGCUUCUGGGAUCCUCUCAUCGAGAAACACCGCUGCCCCUUUCCAAACUGCGAGAAGUUGUUCGAGGUUUCGCUAGAUUGUCACAGACACAUCGACAAAGAACAUAUGCUCAAAAAGAUUCGCUGCCCUUUGUGCUUCAAGGUGUUCAAAAGUCAUCACGCGCUCAUUGAACACGUGGAGAGGAGCUCAAAAUGCGCCAUUAAGCAUAGCCGGAAGUUCGGACAGACACUAGAUGAGUUUAGCGGUGGUUUCCUCAGUCAUACCAUUGCCGCGCAUCCUGAUUUGAAGGCCGAAGACGACGGGUAUGAGGUAGGCUACGUCAAGUUUAAGAGCACCGUUCCCACCGGUUGGGAGAAACGCGAGCAAGUCACCGUUAGCACGAUGAUCUGAAAGUGCAUCUAUGUGCUGGCCCUCCGAUGCGAGUAGUUAACAUUUCGAGUAAAAUUAAAUUUCUCGGUUCGUGUAGAGCUAGAAGAGUGAUAGUAUA
Messenger RNA from Verruconis gallopava, 1451 nucleotides. RefSeq lists its product as uncharacterized. NCBI's taxonomy places the organism in Eukaryota, Fungi, Ascomycota, Dothideomycetes, Venturiales, Sympoventuriaceae. Gene Ontology annotation, biological process: regulation of DNA-templated transcription. Gene Ontology annotation, molecular function: DNA-binding transcription factor activity, RNA polymerase II-specific; RNA polymerase II cis-regulatory region sequence-specific DNA binding. The coding region runs from base 14 to 1354 and encodes 446 amino acids. The transcript is spliced from 3 exons. The record is from RefSeq and is a predicted model, not a curated record.